UCCAAGCAGCUCACACACUGUCAGGAGACACGACCACUGGCACUGCUGCAGAGGAAGUGCAUGACUGUGACUCUAAAGUCAAAAGUCACAGAGGGAGAGAACAGGAGUGAGAGAGAGCAACAGAGAGAGAUGAGCCGUGUCAGAGUCCAGUCUUUCUCUGGGACGGGAGUCUGACUGAGGGUACUGUUACAGAACUCAGUUCUUACUGCUUAAUGUCCAGCUGUGCAACUCCAUCUGGAGUCAUGAGUUCAAAAGGUACAAACUUCCACAACAAACGCCUGCCAUCAGAGACAGAGCAUGCACAGAGAGUCCCAGAGAGUCCCAGAGAGUCGACCCAGCAUAUGAGGCUGAGAGAGAGACAGCGCUUUUUUGAGGAGGUGUUUCAACAAGAUGUGGACGUCUACCUCUCAUCUGCGCACCUGCAGAUAGACUAUAUGAGACCUCCGUUAGGAAGCAUCUCUUCAAUGGAGGUGAACGUGGAUAUGCUAGAGCAGAUGGACCUAUUGGAUAUUUCUGAUCAGGAGGUUUUGGAUGUGUUCUUCAGUGCCAGCGGGGAGGAAGAUCUUGGGCACUAUAAUGUUGAAGAUGGUGGACUGCAGAGAGACGACAUGUCCUCAAGAAUUCCUGACCCUUGUGAGGUCAAAUCACGUAUGCUGUCCACUUCCUCCAACUCCACCUGUGACAGCCAGGCAUCCAAUGAUGACAGAUCAAAAACUCCCAUUGUUGAAUCAGAUGAUGAAGACAACCUAUUACGGACAGAGAUGCCAACAGCCAGUGAUCAGUCUGCCCUCUUAUAAUAAACUGCCUUCUCAUUUACUACUGACGGUUUGGGAAAUGUUAUUUGUUUAGCUUGAGACUGUUUCAGGCAUGGGUUGACUGGUUUUAGCCAUAUGUCAAUCUACCAAAGACCUUCAUGAACGCUUGUAAAAUUCUCCUCAUUUAAAGUCCUUAUUCUUUACACUUUGACAGACCUAGAUUUUUGUCCUGGUCACUUGCUUCUUAUAAACAUUUUACUGUAUUUUAUCACAUAUUUAGUAAUACCCACACACUCUCACAAAUAUACUCUCACAAAAACUGAUGGUGCUCAGUAGAGAGACUAAAUGUGUGAAACUACCGCUUUGAGUUAUAAAUGCUGUAACUGUUGCGUGUAUACUCUACAGAUGUCAGAAAUUCUUUCUUGUUGUGGUCUUGUCUUUCUUUAUUUAUUUUUUUUGUCAUAUGUCUUUCUGCUGUCCACAACAUCAUAUGCUUUGCUAUCAAAAUAAAGCCAAAUCCCAGCUGCAGAAUGUUGAAGUUUUAUCCAUU
Xyrauchen texanus (razorback sucker) is the source of this 1305-nucleotide messenger RNA. Its product is annotated as dysbindin-like. The transcript is spliced from 4 exons. The record is from RefSeq and is a predicted model, not a curated record. Gene Ontology annotation, cellular component: cytoplasm. Lineage: Eukaryota; Metazoa; Chordata; Actinopteri; Cypriniformes; Catostomidae. The coding region runs from base 213 to 797 and encodes 194 amino acids. Gene Ontology annotation, biological process: negative regulation of protein kinase activity.